Molecule: messenger RNA, 1992 nt
Organism: Talaromyces stipitatus ATCC 10500
Lineage: Eukaryota; Fungi; Ascomycota; Eurotiomycetes; Eurotiales; Trichocomaceae
Product: kinesin, putative
Exons: 3
Coding region: 1-1992 (663 amino acids)
Cellular component (GO): kinesin complex
Molecular function (GO): protein binding
Source: RefSeq, a predicted model, not a curated record
AUGCAAUAUCAGGCUAGGCGUGAAAUCACCGGAGCGGAUCGCCCACUGCGAGAGUAUCUUCCACGAAGCCCUGACGGAUCUCUUCUAAUAACAUCGCGGAGCAGGGAGGCCGCACUGAAGCUGGUGGACCAGCAUAAUAUUAUUGGAGUCGAGCCGAUGGAUGAGGCAAAUGCUAAAGCGCUACUUGAGAAGAAGCUGGGAAUUAACGAUGAGGACCAGGACGAAAGCCAGGAUGUUGUAGAGCUUACAGCAAUAUUGGGUUUCAUUCCGCUUGCAAUUGUCCAAGCCGCGGCAUAUAUCUCCGACCCAGAUUGGGGUUGUUCAGUGCGAGAGUAUCUCAGUGAGUUUUGGAAAUGCGAUGGCAAGAAGAUCCAUUUAUUAGACUUUGUAGAUGGCCAAUUCCGUCGAGAUUGGGAGACUAAGAACUCUGUUCUUAUGACAUGGCAGGUCUCGUUUAACAGCAUACGCCAAAGCCGACGAUCAGCGACCGACUUGCUGUCGCUGAUGAGCUUCUUCGACUGCCAAGGAAUUCCCGAGACUCUUCUCCACAAUUAUAGACUGAAAGAUGCCAAAGACACUCAGAGAGAAGAUGAUUACAAUAAUGGGUCUAGCGAGACUGACGAUUUCUUGGAUGAUAUUCUCAUACUGCGGAGAUCGAACUCUCUUCAAUAUGCACAAGCUGGUGCAGCUCGCAACACGAAGAUGACUGGAAGCGAAUGGCGAACUAGAGAAGUGGAAGCGGCAUGGCAAGUACUUUUCCCGCAUGCCAAGUCAGCUCUUACGUGCAAGCCAGAAGAUCCAAGCUCGUUACUAGAGUGGGCGUCUGUGUUGCAUAAGGCUGCGUGGUAUGACUGGCAAAGCGGAAAUGGGGCCGCAGGAGAGCAGCUGUCAAUUAGAGCGAUGAACAUUCGAAAGAAGCUGCUCGGUCCAGAACAUGAAGACACUCUGAGUAGUAUGGAAAUAGUGGGGUUGAUAUAUAUGCUUAAAGGUCAAGGGGAGAAGGCGGAACAGCUUUUCAUGAGAGUGAUGGGAAAAAGGAAGGAAGUGCUAGGUGUAGAGCAUCCUGAAACGUUGACCAGCAUGGCUAAUUUGGCAUCGACAUACUGGAUUCAAGGUCGCUGGAAAGAGGCUGAAGAGCUGGAUGUGCAGGUCAUGGACACUAGAAAGGCCGUGUUUGGCAAAGAGCAUCCUGAUACGCUGUCCAGCAUAUCCAAUCUGGCGUCGACGUACAUGACUCAAGGGCGAUUGAAGGAGGCUGAAGACCUACAUGUGCAGGCAUUGGUAACGAGAAAGAACAUGCUAGGGACGGAACAUCCUGAAACGCUGAGCAGCAUGGCCAACCUAGCAUCUAUCUACAGGGAUCAAGGCCAAUUAGAUAAGGAUCUAAACCGAGGGAUGGAAGUGAUAAGAAUAAGUUUAGAAGUGCUAGGUGCUGAGCAUCCUGAGACAUUGACCAACAUUAGCAAUUUGGCGUUAACAUACAAAUAUCAAGGCCGAUGGAAAGAGGCCGAAGAGUUGAAUGUGCAGGUGAUGGAGAUCAGUGCAAAAGUACUGGGUGACGAGCAUCCCGACACGUUGACCAGCAUGGCCAACUUGGCAUCGACAUACUGUGAUCAAGGGCGAUGGGAUGAGGCAGAAAAGCUUGAGGUGAAUGUAUUAAAGACAAGUCAAAGGGUGCUUGGUGCAAAGCAUCCAAAGACGCUAACAAGCAUGGGUAAUUUGGCAUUAACAUACACAAAUCAAGGCCGAUGGAAAGAGGCCAAAGAGCUGAAUGUGCAGGUGAUGGAGAUGAGUAAAAGCGUCAUGGAAGAGGAGCAUCCUAAUACGCUAGUCAGCAUGGCCAACCUGGCCUUCGCUUGGAAAGAGCAGGGCUGUGGUGUGGAAGCCCUUAACCUAAUGAAGGACUGUGUACACCUACGGUUAAAAAUUUUAGGCGCUGAGCACCCUGACACUCUGUCAUCUGCUGCGGCAUUGAUCAAAUGGCAGACUUAG